GGAAGGCGGGCCCUGCGGCAACUUGAGAGGUCAAUCAUUCUCUCCACACUUGCUAGUGUGCCAUAGCUCCAGGAUUCGAGCUCGAAACUGUCUUUGCAGCUCCGGGAACUGGUCUUGACCUGCCAAUCACCCCCCUUGCCCGCAGGCAAUAAUAUGGGUUGGAUUCGAACAAAUUCUCGCUGCGUCCGCCGAUCCAGGAAUCCACCUAGUUGUUGUCACAAGGACCAACGGCGGUUCGUCGCCCGGCAGCGAAGUUCUUGUACCACCGUGGAAAUUGCGUUUUACGGAGUGCCCCUCCACUCCACUCCACCACUGUCAUGGUGUGCUUUUUGAUGGCAGGGAAUGUAGCACGUUGGCCUCCCCUUCUUCCUCUUCCUCUUUCACCUUCGCCCGAAGAC
Messenger RNA from Hyaloscypha bicolor E, 398 nucleotides. RefSeq lists its product as uncharacterized. The transcript has a single exon. The record is from RefSeq and is a predicted model, not a curated record. NCBI's taxonomy places the organism in Eukaryota, Fungi, Ascomycota, Leotiomycetes, Helotiales, Hyaloscyphaceae. The coding region runs from base 154 to 333 and encodes 59 amino acids.